Nasonia vitripennis (jewel wasp) is the source of this 2879-nucleotide messenger RNA. RefSeq lists its product as uncharacterized. Bases 652 to 1776 code for a protein of 374 amino acids. Lineage: Eukaryota; Metazoa; Arthropoda; Insecta; Hymenoptera; Pteromalidae. The transcript is spliced from 7 exons. The record is from RefSeq and is a predicted model, not a curated record.
AUGCGGUUCGCCGGCGCGCUGAGAGAGCGACUCGUGUCUUCCUCUUACAUAUGCGCGCGCGAAGUCUAUUAUCUCUUAUCAAGGGUUGAUAAAGUGGCUGCCACUUGUCAACGUACGCACGCGGAGCUACUGUCACGUACGUACACUCGCAGCUGAGCAGUUCAAGACUGUGUGUACAUUUUUUUCACAACUGUAUUAAAAUACCCCGCAUAUUACACCAGAGAGGAAAGAAAGAAACGUUGAAGCAGCAGACACUCGUCGAAUCUACUCUUACUCGCUCCCUCGACUUUGUGCGCGCGUGACGCAUGUCCUGCGCCGCCGACGAGCAGAAUAAUAUACUCGCACACUCCUCGCGCAGCAGCGCAUCGGUAUACUUUAUACUUUUAUUAUAACAGUAGUAGGAGGAUGUUCUGGUGUGCCGGUGUGUGUGCGUAAUUCAUACGUGUGCUGCUCAGCUACACCCCGCGAAAGGAAAACGAAGAAGGCGAACGUUGAAGAGGAGAGAGAGAAAGAGAGGUAGGAAGGACAGUUCGCGCGAGCAGUUCUCUGCACACGGAAAGAGAGAGAGAGAGAGAGAGAGACAGCUAAGAGCAGUAAGAGCGGCUAGUGUGGAAUUUUCGACGGUCGCGUGUGCAGCGGAAUUCGAUAGAAAUGGCAAACGACAAAGUGCCUAACGGAAAACCCGGAGUCAUAGUGCUCGGAGGCUGUGGCUUCAUAGGACGCAAUGUGGUGGAGUACUUAAUUGAAAAUGAACUCGUUUCUUACCUGAGGGUAGUGGACAAAGUACCACCUCAAACUGCCUGGCUCAAUGCUAAGCAUCAAAAAAUUUUUGAGAAUCCUUUGAUAGAAUUUAGAAGUGCCAAUCUCAUCAAUCCUGUUUCGUGUCAGAAUGCAUUUUCCUCGGAUACCCCAAUAAGUUAUGUAUUCAACUGUGCUGGGGAAACCAAAAGUGGACAAACUGAUCCUGUUUACAAGGAAGGAAUCUAUAAAUUAAGCAUGAACUGCGCACAGCAUGCUGCCAAAAUUGGAGUCGAACACUAUGUUGAAAUUUCUUCUGGAAAUUUUUCUUCCUCUGAGAAGAUGCCUCUCAAAGAAGAUACUGCAGCUGAACCAUGGACCUAUGUUGCCAAGCAUAAACUCCAAGUUGAGAAUGACCUAAAAAAUAUUCCUGGCCUAAAGUAUACUAUUCUCAGGCCUGCUAUUGUGUAUGGCAUUGGUGACAGAACUGGCCUAGCUCCCCGCCUAGUCAUUGGAGCUGUAUACAAACACUUGGGUGAAAUGAUGAAGUUACUUUGGGGUCCUGAACUGCGGAUGAACACAGUUCACGUGAGAGACAUGGCUCGCGCUAUUUGGCACGUGGCUACAAAGCCGGAAACCGUUGGACAAAUAUACAAUCUUGUUGACGAAGGAAAUUCCACCCAAGGUUCUAUAAGUGCUAUUGUGUCUGAACUUUUUAACAUAAAUCAUGAUUAUUGGGGUACAGCACUAUCAUCCAUAGCAAAGAUGGAUAUGAAUACAGUCGUUGAGGAAAUCAAUGACAAACAUAUGGGACCUUGGGCAGAGGCAUGCAAUAAAGAUGGUGUAGAGAACAGUCCACUUUCACCUUAUAUAGAUCAGGAGCUACUUCACAAUCAACAUUUAUAUCUAUACCCAGGAAAAUUGUCUCAGAGUACUGACUUCACUUACAACUAUCCCAAAAUGACAAAAGAGACCCUGAAAGAAGUAUUGGACGAUUACGUUGCCAUGAAAAUUUUCCCACAUUCCCUAGUUUUAUAAUGCGAUCUCAUCCAAUUUCGAUAUUCUUUUUAGACUUCUAGUAAGCUCCAAAGUGCAAAGAUGAGAAGCGCUACACCUCGUGCCUGACGCACUUUAUUAUGCGUCAUAUUAUUACCUUAUUCUAUAAGAUAUUAUGGGCCUACCAGAGUAUGUGAUAAAAUAAUAGCAAUGUAUGUACUUAAAACUUAUCCGAAUCAGAGCACUAGUCAUGUUCCGAUAUGUCUCUUCGGAACAAAAGGAAACAGAACAAAUUUCACUAUAACCACAAGCAAUAAAGGUGCAGGAAGACCUGCUUUCCUAAUUCGGAGAUUUCAUCCAAAACGAUGUUGAAAAUCGACUGAUUUUGUUAGAACUGUUACGGCUGAGGUUCUAAAUUUGUUUGUUUUAUUUCCUAGAUUUAAUGAUUGAAUCUUAUAGAUUUUUUAUCUUAGUUUUAUUAAAUGAACUUAAUUGUGUGACUUCUUUUUUGGAUCGAAUCAAAUGAACUAUAGUUGUUGUACUUAUGCACUUAUUGCGACUAGUUUUCUAUGAAAUCUUCCAUCCAGGACUUACCGAACGCCAAAUAGGAAGGUAAUUUAUACGAAUAGCGAGUGAUUCCGUACAUAGCUGUAAGUUCUCGCUUUUUUUAUACACACGAUAGUCGCGCUCGAGUUUCUAAGAAUUUACAUUUCCUUAGGGGCUUAUCAUACUGUUACUGUAUAACUAUACAUUCCGCAACGAAAGUGAAUUGAAACAAUUCAAAUUGAAAUCUUCCGCAGUUCCGGUAUACCGAAUGGCUAUAGAAACCAGACUUACCGAUUUUACAGUAAAUUUACACAGGCUACCUGUACACGCAGGUACACUAUUAUAUUCUUAAAACAAGUACAAAUAGUCAUAAAUCAAAUGUAACAAUGUUCUUAGUGUCUUAUAUGAGAACGCGUUUGUAUUUAGACGAUUUUACUGUAUUGCAUAUAGUAUUGACGUUAAAUUUUUAAUCGGCAUAAACAGUGAAUUGUUGAUAUUCAAUGGCUGAAACGAACUGUUAACGAUGAAAUCAUGUCGCCUUUACUCGUAAAACUAUUGUUAAACGCGUAUAUAUGGUCAAUAAAUUCCUUUUAAAUGCA